Dibothriocephalus latus is the source of this 258-nucleotide messenger RNA. NCBI's taxonomy places the organism in Eukaryota, Metazoa, Platyhelminthes, Cestoda, Diphyllobothriidea, Diphyllobothriidae. The record is from the annotation of a GenBank genome assembly.
AUGCCCUCUCAAAAUACGAAAAGUUCACAGGCAAAGACGUGGUCAAAAGAAAUCGAAGAGGCCUAUAGAUUCAAAAUUGCAGGUUAUCGAGAUGAGGCAGAAUAUAAGGCUGCGAAUCUCAAUUUUGAGAUAGAAAGAUGGCCAGAAUCUGGCUUCGUAAAAAAGCUUAGACGAAAAGAUGGAAGCUUUUUCUAUUACAACAGAGAACGCGAGUGUCCACAGUGGGAAAUAAUGAGAUUAAAACUAUUUGAACAAUGA